Messenger RNA from Diabrotica virgifera virgifera (western corn rootworm), 589 nucleotides. RefSeq names its product la1-like protein 13. The transcript has 4 exons. Bases 245 to 520 code for a protein of 91 amino acids. NCBI's taxonomy places the organism in Eukaryota, Metazoa, Arthropoda, Insecta, Coleoptera, Chrysomelidae. The record is from RefSeq and is a predicted model, not a curated record.
AGAUUUUAAAAAAUAAAAUUGUGACAUUCGGUGUAACUAAUAAUUAUAUAAUAAUGAUUGUUUUUAUAGGCUAACUCAUUAUCUGGUAAUUAAUAUUAUUUGUUUUAUUAAAAAUAGCGUUUGCUGGUAUUUCUAAGCGAUUGGAUUUAUGUAUAAAAAGUAAAUGUUAAGGGGUCAUCACUUGAAUUGUAAAUUGUGCAGCCAACAGAAACAGACUUAGUCGUCCAUAGAACAGGUAAUUAAAAUGAAGAUGAUCGCAGUUCUAUUCUUGUGCAUAGUAGUUGCAAUAAAUGCAGUUAGCGAGUGUCCAGACUUUCCUGGUGUAGGAGUUAUGAAAGCUGGAGAACAGAAACCAGUCCAAGGAACCUGCAACAUUGCCACCUGCCAUGAAGAUGGAUCUAUUUCCAUGUUAACAUGUCCUGCAGGAGCCGCUCUUCCGCCAUGCAAGUUUGUAGACGGUGAUCAGACUAAAUUGUACCCUGAGUGUUGUCCCAAGUAUUGGUGCCCACCAAAAAACUGAGUCAAUAAAGAAAUUAAAAAAAAUAAAUGAUAUUGUUUUUUAUUUUAUAAAAUAAAUUUUAAAAAUUAA